Messenger RNA from Sporothrix brasiliensis 5110, 885 nucleotides. RefSeq lists its product as uncharacterized. The transcript has a single exon. The record is from RefSeq and is a predicted model, not a curated record. Bases 1 to 885 code for a protein of 294 amino acids. NCBI's taxonomy places the organism in Eukaryota, Fungi, Ascomycota, Sordariomycetes, Ophiostomatales, Ophiostomataceae.
AUGGCCUCUUUGCUGAAGGCCGUCGCCGUCGCCGCCGUCUCCAUCCCAGUCGUCUUCUGCGAGCCUCUUCCUUCUCCUGCACCAACGCCCGUUCCUCUGUCCGCGCCCAUACCCGUCGCCGGCGUCAUUGCCGGCAUCGAUGGUCCUCCCACCACCACCGCCUACUCCGAUGAGGUCUGCAAGCCCCCGACCGUCCACCCGUCCGAUCCUUUGCCGCCCUGCGUCGAAAUUGAAAACAUUGAGACCCUCUGCUACCCCAACGGCACCGCCCCGCUCUACCUCGCCGCCCACGCCCAGUGCAUGUGCCGCGGCUCCUAUUUCCCCGAGUGGAACGCCUGCCGUCGCUGCUUGUCCGUGCACGGCCAGCUGUCCGACCACGACCUCGCGUUUUUCCAGAGCGUCGCUUCGGCCGCCUCGACAUCGCUCUGCGGUUUUUUGACGGCAGGCGGUGGGCGGCCCACGACGACGCCCACGGCCAUCUUCCGCGACCUGUUUACCAGCGCCCAGGCCCACCUGACGUCGGCGACCGGCGCGGCGGCCACGGCAGCCUCCUCUGUGGGCCCCGACGUCUCGCCGAACAAUACCGAUGUCGGCUUGUACUUUACCCAAUCGGGUCCCGAAGGGCCAGGGUCCAUCACGGGCAGCGCGACGGCUGCGACUGCAACUGGACUGGCACUCGCCACGGGGCAUCCGCAACCACCGGGCGGCGCAUCAGUCUCCUCUCUCGGUGCAUCGGACACGUCGGCGCCGUCGUCAGGCUCGUCGCCUUCAACCUCCGCCUCCGGGUCCGCAGCCAGCCAAAGCGGUAGCGUCCCAUCGUCGGCUGUUCGCGUCGACUCGGGAGCUCUACUCGUGGUAAUUCUCAGCACCUUUUGUGUGUUGUGA